Messenger RNA from Dipodomys spectabilis (banner-tailed kangaroo rat), 440 nucleotides. It is a transcript of the gene Eif4e1b, whose product is annotated as eukaryotic translation initiation factor 4E family member 1B. Bases 9 to 440 code for a protein of 143 amino acids. NCBI's taxonomy places the organism in Eukaryota, Metazoa, Chordata, Mammalia, Rodentia, Heteromyidae. Gene Ontology annotation, biological process: translational initiation. Gene Ontology annotation, cellular component: eukaryotic translation initiation factor 4F complex; cytoplasm. The transcript has 4 exons. Gene Ontology annotation, molecular function: RNA 7-methylguanosine cap binding; translation initiation factor activity. The record is from RefSeq and is a predicted model, not a curated record.
UCUCCAGGAUGUACAGUCACAUCCAGCUGGCCAGUAAACUCUCUCCUGGCUGUGACUAUGCCCUGUUCAAGGAUGGCAUCCAGCCCAUGUGGGAGGACAGCAGGAACCAGCAAGGUGGCCGCUGGCUGGUCAGCCUGGCUAAGCAGCAGCGCCACUGCGAGCUGGACCGUCUGUGGCUGGAGACGUUGCUCUGUCUGAUCGGGGACAGCUUUGAGGAGCACAGUAGGGAGGUGUGUGGUGCUGUCAUCAACAUACGCCCCAAGGGGGACAAGAUCGCCGUGUGGACGAGUGAUGCGGAGAACCAGGCCAGCGUGCUGCACAUUGGGCAGGUGUACAAAGAGCGCCUAGGCCUCUCCAUGAAGACGAUCAUCGGGUACCAGGCCCACACCGACACAGCCUCCAAAAGCAACUCCCUAGCCAAGAACAAGUUUGUGGUGUGA